Molecule: messenger RNA, 693 nt
Organism: Penicillium lagena
Lineage: Eukaryota; Fungi; Ascomycota; Eurotiomycetes; Eurotiales; Aspergillaceae
Product: spindle checkpoint protein MAD2
Exons: 8
Coding region: 1-693 (230 amino acids)
Biological process (GO): mitotic spindle assembly checkpoint signaling
Cellular component (GO): cytoplasm; kinetochore; nucleoplasm
Source: RefSeq, a predicted model, not a curated record
AUGCCGGAAACAAAGGAUUCCAAGGACAAGUCCAAGGUGCACAAGUUGUCGCUGAAAGGGUCGGCCAAGCUUGUGGCCGAGUUUUUUGAAUAUUCCAUCAAUUCCAUUCUCUUCCAACGAGGUGUUUACCCUCCGGAGGAUUUCACAACUGUCAAAAAAUAUGGCCUCAAUAUGCUCGUGUCCGCGGACGACCAAGUGAAAGCCUACAUCAAGAAGAUCAUGUCGCAAUUGAACAAGUGGAUGAUUGGCGGGAAGAUCUCUAAGCUGGUGGUUGUCAUCACGAGCAAGGAGACCGGAGAAAAUGUGGAACGGUGGCAGUUCGACGUCGAUAUAUUCAGCAAGUCAUCCAAGAGCAAGAGUUCGCGGAAGUCAGCCGACAAGGAGAAUGCCUCACCCGGAGACGCUGACCCCGAAGCCUCCGAGGCUCCGAUUGAAAAGACCGAGAAGGAAAUCCAGGAAGAAAUCCAAGCCAUCUUCCGCCAGAUCACAGCGUCGGUCACUUUUCUCCCCGUUCUGGAUGGAGACUGCACCUUCAACGUGCUGGUAUACGCGGAUGCAGACUCCGAUGUGCCCGUGGAAUGGGGAGACAGCGACGCCAAAGAGAUCAAGAACGCCGAGAAAGUUCAGCUUCGCAGCUUCAGCACGAACAACCACCGCGUGGGCACUCUGGUCAGCUACCGGCUGGCCGAUUGA